Molecule: messenger RNA, 852 nt
Organism: Dictyostelium purpureum
Lineage: Eukaryota; Evosea; Eumycetozoa; Dictyosteliales; Dictyosteliaceae
Exons: 2
Coding region: 1-852 (283 amino acids)
Source: RefSeq, a predicted model, not a curated record
AUGGAAAACCAAACAGAAAAUAAAGAAACUUCAGCUAAUCAAUUGGUUGAGGAUAAUAAUGAAAAUAAUAAAAAUAAUAAUAAUAAAAAAAAUAAUAAAAAAAAAUUUAAUAGAAAUAUAAAUAAUCAAUUAGAAACUACCAAAGGUGUAUUGGAUAAUGCCAAGGAGGAUCAAUCAUGGUUAUCUGAAUUAAAACUAGCAUCAUUCGAGCCAUUAAUUGAUUUAGGUAGAAGUGUUUGUUCAAAGUGCGAUAAAAAAAGAAAAUAUUUUUGUUAUGAUUGUUGUAUACCAUUAGGCGAUAUUUCAAAAGUACCAUUAUUAAAACUACCACUUUCAGUAGAUGUAUUACAUUACCCAACUGAAUUGAUUUCAAAAAGUACAGCAAUUCAUUCAAAAGUUUUAGCACAUGAUGAUGUAAAUUUUUUAGAAUUUCCAGAUGAAAUCCCAAAUUAUAAUGUUGAUGAAACUAUUUUAUUAUUCCCAUCGGAUGAUUCAUGUUUUGUUAAAGAUUUAGAUUUUAGUAAUAUUAAAAAAGUAAUUUUCGUUGAAAGUCAAUGGCAAAAUGCAAAAAAGAUUUUAAGAAGCGAUCAAUUAAAGGGUAUUAGAUGUGUAAAAAUAGAUAUGCAAAAGACAAUGUUUUGGAGAUACCAAUCACAUGGCGACAGUUAUUUAGCAACCAUCGAAGCAAUCUAUUACUUUUUCAAAGAAUUUCAUCAAAAUCAAAAUGGAGGUCAAUACAAUGGUGAAUACGAUAAUUUAUUAUAUUAUUAUGCAUUUUUCUAUAAUUUAAUCCAAACCACAUAUAAGGAAAAAAAUAGAGAUUUUUUAAGAAAAGAUAACUAUAUCCAAUAA